Stylophora pistillata is the source of this 4949-nucleotide messenger RNA. RefSeq lists its product as uncharacterized. Lineage: Eukaryota; Metazoa; Cnidaria; Anthozoa; Scleractinia; Pocilloporidae. The record is from RefSeq and is a predicted model, not a curated record.
ACAAUCGAACGUCCGUGACACCCAAAGUCAUCGAUGCUUAAGGUCCCUAUUACAGAGUUUGGGCACUACACACAGGUCCGAUCAAACAGAACAGCCACUAGAGACCGAUACCUUGGUCAAAGUAGUGAUGCAAUUGGUUUGUGAUUAUGAGGACUCUGAAAACUUUAUCGAUGCGUCCAUUUAGUCACAUUUUCAACCGAAUUAUUUUGAUCCUGUGCAUUCUCGAUAUUGGGACUGUUUUCAGUAAAGAAAUUUAUGUCUCUCGCUGUCAUGGUAACAGCCAGCCUUCUUGUGGUGGAACAAUGAAGACAGCAUGUAAAUUGAUUGCUCUUGGUAUUGCACAUGCGCAGUGGAACGACACUAUUUCUAUAGAUGGCACUGAGACAUCACGUGAUCCAUACCCAUGCUUACCGACAACGUCACAGCCGGAUGGAAUUUACGUUAACAAAAGUUUAUCCUUGAGACGAUUCGGCAAAGCCAAGGUAUUCAUUAAAUGUUCAUCUUUGAGGCGAAUUAUUUUAGAUGGCAGUAACACAUCAGACACCGUAACUAUUUACCUGGAUGGACUCACAUUUAUUGAUAGCUGUAUUGCUGUUCGGAUGAGCACGCUCAAUGUCGUAAAUUGCAAUUUUAUAGAUGCUACAUCUCUCUCAAACGCAGCAGCCGUUGUUGAUUUUAAGACGUUCGAUGGGAACCAUUCUCUGCUAAUAGCCAAAUCUGUUUUUAGCAACAAUUCUCUUCCUUGUAUCAGUGUCGUUGGGAAUAACCUCAAAAUAGAAGUUUAUGAUACAGUGUUUACUGGAAAUAACGCAUCGGAAAGUAAAGUGAGAAUGGUGGAUGUGGCCGUGUUCAUGAUUUCGGUAAUACGUAUGAUGAGGUAUCCCUCGUCUAUGACAUUUAACAACGUCUCUUUCAUAAGAAACUUUGCGCUCAACGGAGGAUGUUUGCAUGUCAAAAAUGCCGAUAAUGUGAACGCAAGUGCGAGGUAUUUCAACCGAAACAGAGCAAACUAUAAGGACUUGGGCCAUAUUUUGCAAGCGCAUCCUAAGGAUCACAACUCUUUUCAUUCAACGUUGGAAUACAUUUCCGUGUCUGUGAGUGAAGGAAUGUUUCUUCAUAAUUUUGGGGGAGCAAUCAUUGUUGGCGGGAAUUUAGGCCUCGUUGACAUUUCUGUCGUAAAUUGUGACUUUAUCAAUAAUAGUUCUCCGCUAAGUGGAGGAGCCAUGCUGGUUGAGAGUAGCCGUGAAUUUCGCUUACAGAUUAAAGACUGCAAAUUUGUACAAAAUAGCGCCAGAAAUGAGGGCUCAGCGAUAUACAUCCUAGCGGUUGAUUUUAAAGUAGCUAAAGGUUUUCUCCUAGUCGAAAAUGUUUCGUUUCAAAGAAACAUACUUCGACAACCUAAUUUUAUCGAGGAUGUUCCUUUGGGUGGUACUCUAACAAUUUGCGUAGAGUCAGCUUACCUUCAAGUAAACUUAGUUAAUGUUUCCUUUUGGCAUAAUAAGGUUGACAUGGGAAGUUCAACGUUACACUUGGAUGCUCGAAAUUCAGAGGUAACGAUUGUCGAUUGUAAUUUCCAUGGAAACUCACAGGAUGAGCGUUUCCCGUGCGGCUGGACGACCAUUUUAAUUUUCUCCAUUCAACUAAAGUUCACCCUGAACAGAACGAGCUUUUCCGAAAAUAUUGGAAGUCUUACAGCUGAUAAUAACACAUUGGCAGGACAGCCGGUAAAUUUCUUCGUGGGCGCAAGUUACGUAGCAAAUAUAACCAUAAGUGGCUUGUUGUACAGAAACAAUAGUGGAGGAGGAAUGCUCUUUAAACUGGGCUCAAAUGAUGUAAGUAGCUCGACAUUUUCCCUUGGGCAAUCGAUCUUUGAAAGCAACAAAUUUUUCUCCAUGGAGAUUAGGGCGUCUACAGGUGCCCAACUGGUAAUAAGACAAGUAAAUUUCACGGCAAACAAGUUUGAAAGUUCUGUCCUCCAAAGCUUGGCAUUGUUGUUCUUCUAUAUUCAAAAUCAGGGAAGUAAGGUAAAGAUUGAGGAGGCAACCUUUAAAUACAAUAGUAUACAGGGUAGGAUCUUACUGUUUCGAUUACCACCCGACCAGAAAGAUCCACUUUCAUGUAAAAUUCCAAGAUGGAUCUACAGAAACUACAUCCAACUCUUUAACGCUACUUUUGACGGAAAUAGCGCCGAUACCUCGGUUGUGCGUUUAGAAAACGGCCACAAUAACCUCAGCAACUCUCAAUUUGUAGACAAUUUAGCCAUAUACACUCUUUUUGCUUCAGAAGGGUCCACCAGUCUUGAGUUGGUCGACACAUCUUUUGAUCAGACGAAGAAUUGGCAAAAUGGACUGGCAGUCCAUAUAGCAGUUAUGGUUCCUUCCUUUACAGGAUUCAUUUACUGGGCAAGUUCAGGACCAAUCCAACUAAGUAACACUACUCUCUCGGUUGAGUCCUCUCAGGACAUCGAUGCUUAUUUUAUGGUCACGGGAGCAAGUGAAGCAAAGAUUGAUGAUACAUCGGUCAUUCAGUGUCCAGUUGGAACUUUGAGAAAAAAGGUAAAUCUCGCUCAUUCUCAUUUUGUUUCAAACGAAGCUUGCCCGAAUGGCUUAUAUAACACCAUGUCAGAGUCCUUUAUUUUAAGCUGCAAACAAUGUUCUCCAGGUUUUUACAGUGUAGAGCCUUUUGCCACUAAGUGUCGACCGUGCCCAUUCGGUGCAAACUGUACAACUGAUAUCGCUGCAAAACCCACCUUUUGGGGAUUCCCUUUGUUGUCAGAUCAUGGCACUGUCGGCUUCCAGGGUUGUCCGACAGGUUACUGUUGUCCCUAUCUAAAUGUCAGCUGUCCCUAUGACAACCAGGGUUAUCUGCUAUCAGGCUGUUCUGGAAACCGUACUGGGUUUCUCUGUGGACAAUGUAAGACUGGUUACACAGAAACUCUUUUCUCUCCACAAUGCACAACCAAUGAUGAGUGUGAAGACCACUGGUUCUGGUCUGUCGUCCUUUUCUACAGCUUAACAUUUGCUUUCCUUCUUGUUUGGAAGUAUCCGGUCAUGUGUUUCAUUCAACGGAUCUUGCCAUGGAAAAUAACGACACACAAAAGAGACGCUUCACCUUCUUCUCCAAACGGUGGUGGAUACAUCAAGGUAGUCUUCUAUUUUUACCAGGUGGCUAACUUAGUAUUCAUGUCGGAAGCCUUUGAGAUUCAUUUGGAGGACAACUAUUUAUUGACUCCUAUACUUGGUUGGUUCGACUUUAAAGCUAUCUCUUCGAGUAAAACACUGAUCUGUCCAAUUCGCGGACUUACAGUCGCUUCGAAGAUUUUCUUGGAGGCCUCUCAAGUCCUCGCUGUGCUGGUCGGUGUCCUGGUCAUUUUCCUUUUUCAUGGAACAGUUAGGAAAAUAAACAAACAAUCUCCGAUUUUUCCUCCCUCUGGUCAGUAUCUAAGUGCCACAACAGAAUGUCUUCUUCUUGGCUAUUCAGCACUAGCAAAGGGAGCACUUAAAGCAUUGAACUGCGUUGAAAUACAGUCAACGAUACGCUUUUUUUAUGAUGGAAAUGUCCAGUGCUGGUGUUGGUGGCAGAAACUUUGCGGUGUGUUUUUGCUUGUUUUCAUCAUUCCAUUCGUUUUCGUCUUGUACCUUGGAUCUCGUUUGCUUAAUAGUAAAAUUAUUUCCCCAGGGCAGUUUGUAUGUGGUUGCACCUUUCCUUUGCCUUUCGCUGUUAUGUGGGUUGUCAAAUACAGGAGGAUUUUCAAAGAUUCAGGAGCCAUAGUUAGUAGCAACGAAGAGACACCUUUGCGUCAUUCAGACUCGUGUAACAGCGCUGAACAGUCUUCCCCUUUCGGCGAAUCUCUCGACCAGAGUCAAGCACAUUCGUGUAAUUUGGUAGAAGAUGUUGUUUAUGGCCCUUUCAGAAAAUCCCACGAAGACCGAGGUGCUGGAGCAGUGUACUGGGAAAGCGUUUUAAUCGCUCGACGUUUGGUUAUGAUCUGCCUUCACACUUUCAUUGUUUUUCCUUUCAUUAGGAUUUUUUGUUUAAGUGUCACUUGCGCUGCUAUUCUUGCCUACCAUCUUUGGAAAAAGCCAUUCCAGGACUCACGAGUUAAUCAUGCUGAAACAGCAUCAUUGGCGGCUCUUCUUCUAUUGGCGAUCAUAAACAUGGCUGAUGUAGUACUUGGUAUCAAUGACGAGGUUCUUUCGGCGCAGGAACAGAUUUGUAUGACUGUGCUACAUAUCGUUGAAAUCAUUAUCUUGGGAACAGUUCCCCUGGCAUUUGCUCUUCUUAUUGUAGUCUCCGUCCUGUGGCGGCUGUUUGAAUUUAUCUUUAAGUCUUUGGCAGGAUGCUGUAAAUCAAGUGCAGAUUAUAUCAGAAACAGAAAUGCAUAGUUCUUUUUCGUAAAAGGUGGUUUAUAAUUAUCUGAGGAGUUUUCAUAACCUCCUUAUUUCUGAACAAGAGCUUGUUUGAUUAUUUCUAGAAGUUAUCGUUGAUACUGCAAACGCAAUCUACUGUAGCAAGUACUUUUCAGCAAAGGGCACCAUUUAUAAUUUGGCUUUGACUCAAUCUGGAGAAAUUCAGUCAAGGACCAUUCGAACGUUGACUAUCAGUCAAAAUCCGCAAAAUCAUCAUACGAUUAGUAUACAGUUCUUAACGAAUUUAAGGUUAAUCAAGCGACUAUUUUAGUGAGGAACUGAGUUAUCUUUUCCUCGCAGGGUGUGGCACUCUUGAUAAAUAUGAGGGCAUGGCGUGUUUUCACAGUUUGCAUACCUUUCCAUUUCUGGUCACGUCUUGUUUGAUAUUGGAGACUGGAGACCACGAAGCAGACUGCAGAUGCAAACAAGGAACAACCUUUACUCAGAAACGCUCACUCUACAAUCAUAAAUUGCACCGUUAUUUUGAAAAAUGUAAAAAUGCAAUCCCUUAGUUCAAUUAUUAAAUAAAAUAAAAAGUGA